Molecule: messenger RNA, 1439 nt
Organism: Cuscuta europaea
Lineage: Eukaryota; Viridiplantae; Streptophyta; Magnoliopsida; Solanales; Convolvulaceae
Source: the annotation of a GenBank genome assembly
UUGCAUUCCUGAUCUUCCUCUUUACGGUUAUUUCCACCUUUUCCCAAAAAUAUUUCAAUUAUCGGAUCUCCUGUGUACAGCUGCCUGCUUACAAGUAACAUUCUCUAUAGUUUGGGACUUGGGAGGAGCUGCCGAUUCAUGGCCUCACAGGAAUCACCAGAUGGGACAGUGAAGAACGUUUUAGAUCAGGAGACGUUGAAGUGGGUGUUUGUAGGGGGGAAGGGUGGGGUUGGGAAGACGACUUGCAGUUCCAUCAUCGGUAUCCUACUCUCUCAGGUUCGAUCCUCGGUCCUCAUCAUCUCCACUGAUCCCGCCCACAAUCUUAGCGACGCCUUCCAACAACGCUUCACUAAGGCUCCUACCCUGGUCAAUGGCUUUUCCAAUCUCUAUGCCAUGGAAGUUGAUCCGAAUUUAGAAGAUGAAGAAGGUGCUAGUUCUAGUGGAAUGGAUGGGCUUUUGUCUGAUUUGGCAAAUGCUAUUCCUGGAAUUGAUGAGGCCAUGAGUUUUGCGGAGAUGCUAAAAUUAGUGCAGACCAUGGAUUACUCUGUUAUAGUAUUUGAUACUGCACCUACAGGCCACACGCUCCGAUUAUUACAAUUUCCCUCAACCCUAGAGAAAGGCCUGGUCAAAAUGAUGAGUUUGAAGAGUAAGUUUGGUGGCUUGCUUGGUCAGAUGGGUCGCCUGUUUGGAGUUGGUGAUGAAUUUGGUGAGGAUGCAAUCCUAGGAAGGCUUGAGGGAAUGAAAGAGGUUAUUCAACAAGUUAACGGGCAGUUCAAGGAUCCGGACUUGACAACCUUUAUCUGUGUAUGUAUCCCCGAAUUCCUCUCACUAUAUGAGACUGAGAGGCUUGUGCAAGAACUUACUAGAUUUGAGAUCGACACACAUAACAUUAUUAUCAACCAAGUGAUUUUCGAUGAAGAAGUGGUUCAGUCCAAAUUGCUCAAGGCUAGAAUGCGGAUGCAGCAAAAAUAUUUGGAUCAGUUUUACAUGUUGUAUGAUGACUUCAACAUUACCAAAUUGCCAUUGCUCCCAGAAGAGGUAUGUGGGGUUGAGGCUCUGAAGGCAUUUUCACACAAUUUUACAAUGCCCUACCGACCUUUGCUUCUGCGAAGCUCGCUAGAGGAAGUGGAACAUAGAGUAUCCAUACUAAAGGAUCACUUGAAAGCCGCUGAAGCAGAAUUGGAAGCACUCAGAAAAGGUAAACAAAAAGUUUGAGGUUCUGAAUUGGGAAUAACUAGUCCGCAGCAGAUGGCCAUAUUUUCUUCUUCUUCUUCUUCCUGAAUGGGAGUGUUGAUUUUCCUCCCCUCAUUCAUUUCAUUCCAUUAUAGAGAACUUUCUACCAAGUUAAUUAGCAUUAUUUUGAAAUACAAUAAAUAAUAAAUUGUAUAAUUGGCAAACUGCACAUUUCAGGUCCGUUUUUUAUAGAGUAUUUCAUCUAA